Molecule: messenger RNA, 4216 nt
Organism: Didymella exigua CBS 183.55
Lineage: Eukaryota; Fungi; Ascomycota; Dothideomycetes; Pleosporales; Didymellaceae
Exons: 2
Coding region: 253-3852 (1199 amino acids)
Molecular function (GO): microtubule binding
Source: RefSeq, a predicted model, not a curated record
GGACUGGCGCUGUUGACAUCCCAUCUCAUCAUUGUAAACAUGCCAAACACACGCACCUCCUACUAACAUACACAGCGGUCCCCCGAACACCAACUUUGGCAGGCUUUUUGGAUACUUCUCUAUGCUCCUGUAGUUCUAGCAGAGCAUCCUUAUCAUAUCCUCGACGCUUAUUUGGGACGCGACGCGGCACAAUCACAAACACGGCUGCUGCUGCUGCUGCUGCUGCUGCUGCUGCCUCACCGCACCCGCACAAUGCACUCUUCUCCUCCCACAAGCAUUGGGAAGGCGCGCACUAUCCGGGAGCUUUCGCGCAGCUUGAGCCACAGCCCGUGCAACAUCCCAUCGCCGUCACCGCCGCCGAGCGACUCAAAUCCCACUAAGCGCUCAGGAUUCGGGACCGAGACGUCCAACUUCUUCAACGACCCGGACGUCCUCAUGUCGACACAGCAGCACUUCGUUGACGCGACCGACACACUGCCGCAGUACCCGCGCAUUCGCUCGACCGCGAAGAAGAUGACCCAGUGGCGGCCCAUGGCGUCUACGCGGACGAAUCCCGACACGUCCAUGGUCAACAAGGAGUUCGGCGACUUUGACCAGAGCAUCUCGGACGAGGAAAGCAUCUCCGUCGAACAAGCGCGCGGCCUCGACCAAAGCAACCGCGGCACCCCUGUUAGACAGAGCUCCGCGUUCCACAGCCUCUACGAUGUCACACCGCCCACCAACAGGACGCGCAAGUCCCUCGUCGGCGAGACUGGAAGCCUCCGACGCGACGCACAGCUUCGACGCGCCUCGCGCAAUGACCUCGGCACGGCUUCGCCGCGCUCGGCCAGCAAGCGCAACUCCCCGGCUCUACCCGCCAAGGAGAACACGCGCAGCUCUCUCGCGCAGCUUCACGCGAAGCUGUCCGAAGACGAGUCGUCGUUCAUGCACGACCGCCCACCCACACUGACCGUGAACUCGGCCAAGAACACGCGCUGGGGCAACCGCCAGACUUCUCUCCAGAUGGACGGCAUCGUAGAAGAGCGAUCGAGGCCACACUCGCGCCCGUCGACAGCUCAGAACGCGACCGCGCAGUCCUUCAUCUUGCCUGACCUGCCCAACCUGACCGAGCUGGUCUCUGGCGUCUUCGAAGAUGGCACGCCCGUCUUCUCGAAGAACACCACAUCACGAUCGCGCUAUGCUGCUCCUCCAGGCGGCAGCCGCCGUCCGAACCACAUCCCCAUCGACAGCGUUCCUAUUCCGGACGAGGAAAAGGCCAUCUUUUCUGCGCUGCAGCAGCUGCAGGACAAGGUCGCGCAGAUUGAAGCUGAGCGGUCUGAGCAGGACAGGCGGAUUGAGGAGCAGGAUCUUGAGCUGAUCGAGCUCCGCGCUAACGCACAGGCACAUGAGAAGUCGCGACGCAGUGACAGCGCGAACGACUCGGAUGCUGGCAAGCGUCAUUGGAAGGUCGAGAAGACGCGCCUCGAUGCGACUGUCCAGACACUCCGAACGAAGCUCGACCGCGCCGACCGCAAAUUUGCAGUCCUCGAGAUCGAGAAGAAGCGACUCACUACCGAACGCGACAACAUGACCAACCAGCUCGGCGUUGCAUUCCAGACAUGCGAAGAGCUGAAGAACGAGAAGCUGGCGCUGGCCGAUGAGAACGACGCGCUUCGCCAGGAAGUCGAUGCCCUUCGCGGUGACAACGACGAGCUCCGCGAUCAGCUGAACCAGGAGAUGACACAUCAUCGCGAAGAGACUGUCAACCUGCGUCAGCAGUUCGACCAGGCUGCGAAUGCGACCGAGAGGGAGAACGCGACGCUGAACGCGGAGCUGGCUCGCAUACGCGCCCAGAACGAUGAGCACACUCAGCAGUUUGCUCGUCAGGAUGUAGAGCUUCGCAAGGCGCGUCAAGAGAAGGCUGAAUACGCGCGUCUGCAGGCUGAUCACGAAGCGCUCAUGACACAGCUCGCGAGCAUGAAGGCAAAGCGCGAGGACGAGAUCAAGAGGUGGACUCAGCAGGAAUCCGUCCUGAAGGCACAGGUGGAUCGUCGCGACGAGACGAUUCGACACUUCCAGGACGCAACCCAAGAGCAGACAAACGAGGCGAUGCGUCUCGACAACGAGAACCUUCGCCAGGAGCUCGCUCAACUCGCUGCUCAGCACGAUGAUGACCACGAGAGAUGGGCCAGGAAGGAGAGUCAGCUGAAGCGCAAGGUCCAGCAACGCGAGGCCGCUGCUAGACAGACUCUGGAUCUCACGCGCGAGAUUCUGAACGUCCGUGAGGCGAACGAGCAGGAAACCACCAGGGAGCACACCCGCCAGGAGACCCUCCAGCGCAAGCCCAGCUACCGUCGCGAGGACACCGGCGCUCGUACCAAGAGUCGCGUUCAGCAGGAGUCGCGCAACAGCCGCGCCGAGCUCGCUCAGUCCCGCCGCAUCCAGGAACACCCCCGCAAGGAGUACCCUGGCGUCUCUGGGAGGGAGUUCAGCAGGUCUCUGCCUGUAGACACACGUCGAAGCUUCUCUGCACCAGCCGCCGAUAAGAACGCGCACGCAGACACCCCAGAGUCGACCACUGACCUGUCCCUCAAGCCCCAUGGCACGCCGUACAUGUCGCGAAGCGUCCAAUCCGCGAGGCCGACGGUUACUAUCCAGCGGCCCGCUGACCUGGAUCUGACCGAACUGAGCUUCAUCGGUAGCGACGUAAUCGCUCAGCUUCGUCGCCAGCUGGAAGAACAGCGUGCCAACGCCCGCCGUGCUUCGGCUGCCCCGGUCGAGCACACUGUCCGCGAAGACACUGCUCGCUCGCAGCGCCAGACUCGUGAGGAUACUAUCAGGUCUAUUGCUUCUGCUAAGAGCGAGCGCCGACCAUCUCUUGUCCGCAAAUCAUCGCUCAAGGACACCACUCGCCGCACCACCGCCAGCCAGUUCGAAGACGACAUCACUGGCAACCUGUCCAACCUCGACGCCGACACCGAGGCCACUCAGACCAAGCAAUUCGCCAUCGACCUCUCCAUGCAUAGCAACACCAGCCGCCGCCGUCGCAGCGUCCCCGACAACAUGACAUCCGCCUUCAUCGUGCCGGACCUCAAGAUCGAAUCCCGACGUCCCUCGAUCACUGCUGCCACCCUCUCCAAGCACGACAAGCACCAUGACAACGCCAACUGCACCGUCUGCCGUCGCGAAGGCCUGACCACAUCAAAAUCCGACCUGCGCGUCCCCCGCCUCGUCCCCGUCUCAGCCCGCAUGCCUGACGAGAUCGACGCCACCCUAAGACCGGCCCGCUCCCCGAGGGAAGCUCUUGCCCUCGUCGUCAAGGAACUCCAGGAUGAGCGCGCGCAUCUGCACAUCGAGCUAGCGGCGCUGCGCGUCAUGCUUGAAGGCCACGAUGCGUCUCAGGGCGCACGGAAGCGUGCGGAUCUGCAUGCGAGCAUCCAGGACUCCCUCCGACGUCUCGAGAUCAAGGACGCGCAGAUCUACAACCUCUACGACGUCCUCGAGGGCCAGGCCGCGGACGGCGAUAUCACGGAGCAGGAUGUCGAGGACAUCACGGAUAUGAUCCGUGCCCAGGACUUGCAGCAGGACGCCGAGCAGCACACACACUCCAAGGACGCAAAGCAGUGCGAGACGGGACCGAGUGCGAUGGACGGUGACGUGGACAUGUCCCACGUCGAGUUCUCGCGCGGCAGAAAGGGCCAGGGGAAACGCGUUACGAUUCGCAGCUUCGUGUCGGAGGAUUUCACCGAGGAUGGGGACGAGUUUGGCAGAGAUGCGGAUCGCAAGACGAUGUUGGAUGAUGAGACGGAGGAGUUGCCCUGGGAAGGUUUCGAGGACAGUGAGAUUCCCGAGGGUUGGGGACACGUGCACUAGACACUCGUUGAGAAGGGAGUUUCCUUUGGCGUUUUGGGUUCUGGGCAACGGACAUUGGGAUGGGCAUUGGAUCGGCGCCCGGUUACUUUUUCCCUUCUGGUCGACUUUGGAUCGCCGGUCUCGAGCGCUUUGUACAGGCCUCACAGCCCUUUUCUCACAUCGACCUCCGCGACUGCGCGUUUAGAUGAGUCCUGUGUUCUUCGGGCGCGCCUUGACUCGCCUUUGGGCUUGAGUUGGUUGCGCAAGAUGGACGUGGUUGAAUCUCUGACCGCUGGCGCUGGAACGCCGACAUGAGGAUCUGGCUGAACGCCUCUGCAGAUAGACACAAGGCAGAUGAUCAUAACAAGACACGUUUACUGCAAGA